Molecule: messenger RNA, 7246 nt
Organism: Malurus melanocephalus (red-backed fairy wren)
Lineage: Eukaryota; Metazoa; Chordata; Aves; Passeriformes; Maluridae
Gene: TTC21B
Product: tetratricopeptide repeat domain 21B
Exons: 29
Coding region: 1-4011 (1336 amino acids)
Biological process (GO): intraciliary retrograde transport; protein localization to cilium
Cellular component (GO): intraciliary transport particle A
Molecular function (GO): protein binding
Source: RefSeq, a predicted model, not a curated record
AUGGCAGGGCGCUGUCCUUACCCUUCCGGAGCGGCCCCGCCGUGGCGUCGGGUAGCAACCAUGGACGCUGCGGUGCAGCAGGCGCUGCUCAACUACUACUGCCAGGAGGGGCGGUUCCAGCACGUCCGGGCCGCGGCGGACGAGGCGCUGGCGCAGCUGGGAGGGGACCCUGUGCUCCUCUUCUACCGAGCCUACGGCGCCUUGAGGGCAGGUGAUGUCCAAGAGAGUAUCCGACAGCUGGAGUCUAUUAAGAACAAACAGGAGGUGUCACUUUGUACACUGAUAGCUCUGAUGUAUGCCCAUAGAAGGAGCCCUAAUCCAGAUCGAGAUGCUAUUCUAGAGUUGGAUGCAAGACUGAAGGAACAACGUAAAACAGCAGGACAGCAGGCCCUSUACUACGCUGGCUUGUUCUUGUGGCACCUUGGUCGUGAGGACAAAGCCCGUGAAUAUGUUGAUAGAAUGAUCAAAGUUUCUGGUGGUGGUAAAGAGGGGUUAAUUUUGAAAGCAUGGCUUGAUCUCACCUGUGGUAAAGAAACUCACAUUARGAAAGCGCUGAAAUACUUCGAUGAAGCACUGCAGGAAGGCAAUGAUGUUUUUGCACUGCUUGGUAAAGCACAGUAUUUUGAGGUCCGACAGAAUUAUUCAGGAGCUCUGGAAACUGUGAACCAGAUAAUUGCAAACUUCCCAAACUUCAUUCCUGCUUUCAUAAAGAAAAUGAAGCUGCAACUGGCCUUGCAGGACUGGGAGCAGACAAUUGAAACRGCUCAUAGACUAUUGCAGAAAGAUCCCUUCAAUUUGGAAGCCAUAAGAAUGGAGGCCCUGCAUCAUCUAUGCAGGGAAGGAAAUUUAUCUGAGGCUUCAGCAAGACUGGGAGACCUAAUUAAAGCACUGAACAGAUUAGAACCACAUAAUUCUGAGCUGUUCUGUAAAAUGGCUUUAGCUUUCAGUAGAACGUGUGGCCGGAACCAGCUCAUCCUUCAGCACACACAAACCUUAGUUGAARAAGCAUUUGAUUUGGCAUCUGACAAUGCAGAAUUUGCUACUGAACUUGGCUACCAAAUGAUUUUACAAGGGAGCGUGAAGGAAGCUCUAAAAUGGUACAAGACUGCUAUGACACUUGAUGAAACAAGUGUUCCUGCAYUAACUGGAAUUAUCCAUUGUCAGCUAAUACAAGGUCAAUUAGAAGAUGCAGAGCAGCAGUUGGAGUUUCUUAACGAAAUUCARCAGUCCAUUGGGAAAUCUGGGGAAUUAUCAUUCUUACGUGCAGUCCUAGCUAUGAAAAAACAUAAGAGACAAGAAGAAGUUAUUGCCUUAUUGAAUGAUGUUCUGGAGACUCACUUUUCAUCUUUGAAAGGAUUUCCUCUUGGUGUGGAAUAUUUUGAAAAACUAAACCCUGAUUUCUUGCUAGAAGUUAUUAGAGAAUAUCUUAAUUUUUGCCCAGCACAGCCUGCAAGUCCUGGGCAGUCUCCUUCACCACUUCUCAAACACUGUGCUUCAGUUCUUGAAACUGUUGUAAAAACUGUGCCUGGUCUUCAACAAGCUCUCUUUUUAAUUGCAAAAGUGAAGUACUUGUCAGGGGACAAUGAAGCAGCCCAUAGUAAUCUACAUUACUGUCUAGAAAGGAAUCCUUCUUAUGCAGAUGCRCACUUACUGAUGGCCCAGGUGUAUUUAGCUCAAAACAAUACCAAACUAUGUUCUCAGUCCUUGGAACUUUGUCUAAGCUACAAUUUUGAGGUGAGAGAACAUCCUGUGUAUCACUUAAUUAAGGCCCAAACACAAAAGAAGAUGGGAGAAAUAUCAGAAGCUAUUAAAACCUUACAGAUGGCAAAGAAUUUGCCUGGAAUGAAAAAAACUACAGCUUCCUCCAAAAUAAAAGGAAAAAGUAUUGAAAUUGAUGCAAGUGAUCGGGUGUCUGUGUUCCUAGAGUUGGUAGAAGCACAUCGUUUGAAUGGAGAACCGCAUGAAGCUGCUAUAGUCAUCCAAGAAGCCAUUAAUGAAUUUUCUGGAACUCCCGAGGAGCUAAGAGUUGUGAUUGCAAAUGCAGAUCUGGCAAUUGCUCAAGGAGAUGUGGAACAUGCCUUGACUAUGCUCCGAAAUAUUACACCUGAACAGCCUUAUUUUAUACAAGCUAAAGAAAAAAUGGCAGAUAUUUAUCUUCAGUAUAGGAAAGAUAAGAAGUUAUAUGCUGCUUGCUAUAGUGAUCUGGUAGAAAAAUUGCCAAGUGCUCAUACUUUGCUUCUUCUCGGUGAUGCAUACAUGAACAUUCAAGAGCCUGAUGAAGCCAUAGAAGUUUAUGAGCAGGCCUUGAAGAAAAAUCCAAGAGAUGCAUCUUUAGCAAGUAAAAUUGGAAAAGCCCUAAUUAAAACACAUAACUACUCAAAGGCAAUCGGUUACUAUGAGGCUGCAGUGGUAAAUGGUCAACAGAAUUUCCUGUGCUAUGAUCUGGCUGAGCUUUUAAUGAAACUGAAGCAGUAUGAACAGGCAGAAAAAGAGCUUCAGCAAGCUUUAGAUCAUGAGCCUGUUAAUGAAUUGUCUUCUCUGAUGGAAGAUGUCCGUUACCUGGUACUUCUGGCAAAAAUUUACAGCAAAAUGGAGAAUAUUGACCAAGCUAUURUUUCAUUACAGCAGGCUCGGGAAUUACAAGGCAAAGUGCUUAAACGGGCUCAAGUGGAACAGCUGGAUGCAGUUCCUGCACAGAAACAGUUAGCAGCUGAGAUUUGUGCUGAGAUUGCAAAACAUUGGACAGCCCAGCGAAACUAUGAAAAAGCAAUUAAAUUUUACAAAGAAGCCCUUGUUCACUGUGAAACCAAUAAUAAGGCAAUGUUGGAACUUGCACGUUUGUAUCUUGCACAAGAUGAUACUGAUGCCUGUCAACAUCAGUGUUCCUUACUGCUGAAGAAUGACCAAGAUAAUGAAGCAGCAACAAUGAUGAUGGCUGAUCUCAUGUUCAGGAAGCAAGAUUAUGARCAAGCUGUUUUUCAUUUCCAGCAGCUUCUAGAACGCAAGCCAGAUAACUAUGCAACUCUCUCUCGAUUAAUUGAUCUGUUAAGAAGAGCUGGGAAACUAGAAGAAGUGCCAAGAUUUCUUUUAAUGGCUGAAAAACAUUCUUCCCGAACAAAGCUUGAACCAGGAUUUCACUACUGCAAAGGACUGUAUCUUUGGUACACAGGUGAACCAAAUGAUGCACUGCGGCAUUUUAAUAAAGCUCGAAAGGACAGCGACUGGGGACAGAACGCUGUCUACAACAUGAUUGAAAUUUGUUUGAACCCAGAUAAUGAAACUGUGGGUGGAGAAGUCUUUGAAAAUCUYGAUGCUGAUAUAGGUAAUUCCACAGAGAAGCAGGAGUCUGUGCGGUUGGCUGUAAGRACAGCAGGAAACCUGCUGAAGGAGCUCAAGCCUCAAACCAUUCAGGGUCACAUUCAGCUGCGAAUCAUGGAAAAUUAUUGUCUCAUGGCAACUAAACAAAAAUCAAGUGUUGAACAAGCACUUAACACUUUCACUGAAAUAGUUGUGGCUGAGAAGGAUCAUAUACCAGCACUUUUGGGAAUGGCCACGGCCUACAUGAUCUUAAAACAGACUCCACGAGCCAGAAAUCAGUUAAAACGGAUUUCAAAAAUGAGCUGGAAUCCCAUUGAUGCAGAGGAGUUUGAAAAGAGUUGGCUUCUGCUUGCAGAUAUAUAUAUUCAAUCUGCAAAAUAUGAUAUGGCAGGUGAACUUCUAAAACGAUGCCUUCGUCAUAACAGGUCAUGCUGCAAGGCUUAUGAAUACAUGGGAUACAUAAUGGAAAAGGAACAAGCAUAUAAGGAUGCAGCAAUAAAUUAUGAGAUGGCCUGGAAAUACGGAAACCAGACGAAUCCAACAGUAGGAUACAAGCUGGCUUUCAAUUACCUGAAAGGAAAGAGAUAUGUUGAUGCAAUCGAUGUUUGCCAUAAGGUCCUUAAAGCACAUCCAGACUAUCCAAAGAUCAAGAAGGAAAUACUGGACAAGGCCCGUGCAUCUCUAAGAAACUGAAUUCUUUUUUUCUUGUAUAACUCAUGGACUUUUGUUAAUGCAYUUUGGAAACUAUGAAUGAAGUACUGCAGUGACAGAAACCAUGUCAGCAAAAAAGUACUGUGGCUAUGAUGAAUGUAACUAUACUAGAGAUCUGGUUURUUUUUAAGAAAAAUCUGCAGCCUUGAAAGAAAUUGUAUUUGUUCUCUUUCAGGAAAGAUUACUGCUCCCAUGUGUGUUAUGURAAGUGUCAUCAUGAUAAAGUGUCAGCAGCAUUGUAAAAAUGUUUUUAACAUGUAACUCAAUGUUUUGUUGUGUUUGUUUGAAAUAACACUAAAACAACCUGCCUUAUCUAGUGGAGGUGCAUUGUUAAGAUGCUGGAUUUCAGUUUGUGUAUACCAUUAUUUCAUAAUUACAGUGUAAUCUUUAUUAGUACAGGUGUAUUUCUAAAUUAGGAGGGGUUUUUUUAGGUCUACAUAUAUUAAAGGCAUGCUUUAUUUUUUUAAAAAUCUUGAAAACAAACAGCUAUGUGUAUUGCUCUCAGUUAAAUUUACUUUUUUAAAUGAAAAUGUAACGGUACGAAUUUAGAUCCUGUGUAAAAAUUCUGUAAGGACUUUCAUAGGUCAUGCAGGUCUUACACAGAAUUUACUUUCUGCUCAUGCUGUUAUCCACCUGUCAGAUUUCCAUAAAGAGAAAUGUUCUUAAUUUUUAGUGUUUAGUCUUUCAAUGUUGUAAGUGUGGACACUAUAGUCAUUUAUGCAGAAAUUGGCACUAAUUUUGUUUAAUCUCUAUAAAACAUCUUUUUAGAGAAAUAAUUUUUAUUACAGGGGAUUGUGAUCUUGUCUCACAUACAGAAUAUACCUGGGAAUCAUUAGGACAGAAGUAGCAGGUCAUCAAUGAGUGAAAGGAAGGAGAAAGAUCACAUUUCUUUUCACUGAUGUAAAAUUUUUGAGAAAACGCUUGSACUGCUCUGUUUGGUUUUCAAACAGCACUUGAUGUUACAUGUGUCUACUAGAAAACUAAUUUUUUGGCAUGAAAAGGGAAUUCCUACUGGUAGUAAUUAAGUUUCUGUAUUUUAUAACCAAUUUGAGUUUUUAGCUUUUCCUAUUGACAUUGUGYAAAAUCACUUUCAGUUUGAUUUUUGCGUUUCUUUUUAGGACAGCUCAGUGUUAAGGCUACAAAAGGAGACUACAGUUUUAUCUAAUUUUCUUUAUCAGUAAGUGGGUGCUGUAUCUUGGGUAACUUUUUAGCCUUGUUUCCUGAAUACAUUGAGGUGCAUCACUUAGACAAUGAUGCUGCCUGCUGGUGGUUGCUAGGUCCUGCAUUCUAAUAACUUUGGAGCUGUUGGUCAGCUAAACUAAUGUGAAUAGAUGCGUCUCAGAAGGACUAGAACACUUUUACAAGAUUUGUGUGAAUAUUUGAAUUGAGAAAAGACUCAAAUAAGUGGCCUCUUCUUCCCAAGGGAUCCUUGAAACUUACGGUAUUGCUUUGUCCCUUCUGUUUGAGCACUGUCUGUGUAUGUGAGGCACAAUACAAGCCCCCUGGAUUUUGCAUGUAAGUUUUGCAGCAUGAUAGAGCUGAGAGGAGGAAGAUUUGUUAUACUAGGGAAAAACUGAUGAUAGGGGAAUGGAACAAGGAACAUGGAAAGAUCUAGAAAAUGCUGAUGCUGUGGGUAACUCUUGACAGGUGGACUGUGAGGGUCAGUAGGCUAUAAAUGAUUAAACUGUGCUCUUCUGUGGAGCUUUUUCACCCUUAAAAGAAUAAAUACUUACAGAGGCAGUUUGUAGUAAAACAGCAUUUCUUUGUACCCAGCCUUAUUCAUGCAGGAUCAAUAUGUUGUUGCUUCCUGGAUAGCGUAGGAAUAACAUUUAGCUGAAGUUUAGAAUAAAAAUAGGUGCAAGAUGUUUUCAAAAAAGGCAAGACAUCUACAUCUGAUUUGUUUUUCUCAUUAGAUAGACACUAGCCUUUCAUAAGAUAGGGUGUGACAGAUUAAGCCAUGGCAAUGGUAAAUUACAGAAAUUAAUUGAUAGAAAAAACUGAGACUUUAGGCUUUCUGUGGCUAACUUCUGGUGAAGAGUUUUAUGUAUACACCAUACAGGUAAGAUUUCUGAAUUCCUGUUAGCCAUCUUGAGCAUAUCUAGGCACUGGUGUCUUUUAAUAAAUGAAGUCWUUAAAUAAGACUACAAAUGAGACACAUCUUUGGAUUUUAAUUUAAAGAAAAGGCUCUAUGUAGUCUUUCAGAAAAAAAUCUUGCUUUAAUAUUAUAUCCUCAGAAGAAAUAAGUGUCCUUUCCAUAUCCCUUUUUGUUUAUAUAUGCCAAUUAAACUUUUCCUGUGCUUAUCUUCUUUAUUUACUUUCUCUACAGAAAAAAUGAUUUUGUGUCUUUCCUCUCUGCUUUUACUGUUUCUCACUUUAAAAAUGAGUGUUCUGGUAGUUUGGUGGCAGGUUUUAGCCCCUUUCUUAAUAAAUGGGUUUGAAUGGAAGAGACUCUGGAUGGAGGGGAAUCAGUAAUGCUAAUUUCAAAGUCAUGCACUCUUCAGUGUGAUGUUGCUUAGCAACCCAUCUUCCAGUUUUGCCUUUGAUGAAUAAAAGAGGAGAGUGAAGCUGUGGUUUCUAUUGAUUCAUUCACUGAAACUGAAAAUCUAAGCAUCUUGCAGCUAUAGCAACAUAAGCCAUAGGUGUCUCUUUUUCUUCUCUCUUGCCACCCUUUCCAUCUGUAGGUACAGAAUGCCUGGAAUAUCUUCUAGAGGAAAUAAAACAAUUAUUGGUAACACUGUACUAAAUAAUAUUUUCUGAUUUAAUUUGCUACUGCUUUUUUUAGAUUUGUAGCCAUGCUAGAAAGAUGGUCCAGGGAGUAUCGUUAGGCAGACAAAUUAGUAUAAACAGCUAAAAAUAACURAACUAGUAAGACUCUUAGCAAAAGUAGAGUAGAAGGAAUUUGAAGGUGCUUUUCCCCCCUCUUUCUGGACUAGGUUUGACUAUUGCAAGUAAUUUCUCAAAUAUGGCUACCRCAACUUUUAGAAAGGUUGUAGACUUCCUAAAAUCAAGCAGCUCUGGUUUAGUAACCUAAACUUUAAUCGUGUUAUUCAUUAGAUGAGUGAGUAGUUUUAUAAACACAAAACAGAGCUWAUUAUGUUAGACAAUUUGCUGAAGAUUUUCUGAACGACUUAAUCUUUGAACGGUGGCAUUUCAGGGAAGUCUCAAUAGUGGCAGUAGAUUCUGGCUCUUYGGAAGCUGAUGAUAAAGAGCUCAUUAA